Prorocentrum cordatum is the source of this 840-nucleotide messenger RNA. The record is from the annotation of a GenBank genome assembly. NCBI's taxonomy places the organism in Eukaryota, Dinophyceae, Prorocentrales, Prorocentraceae.
GCGGGAGAGAUUUUGGAGACCACGAAGGCGAACGCUGUGGUGUGUGAGAAGAGCAGUUUCGACGAGGGAGACAUCAAUGCGCAGAGGAUUGAGGCCGUGCGGACCUUCGUGCAACGGCUAGAUGAGGAGUGCGCGCAUGGCGGGGCCGACGACACGUCGAACUCCAGCGAGGACGAGGAAGGCGGUGGGAAGGCAGAACGGGCAAGUAAACGCGGCCGCGUCCGCGAGGGAGCGGCCUCGGGCGCGGAUGAGGCGGCGCGAGAAGCAGUGGAGCGCGACAUGCUGAUUCAGGUCGAACAGCUAACUCCCGAGGAAAUCGCGGAAGGAGCGAAGCAGAUUUAUCGCGCGCUCGACGGGAAGUACGUAGACAUCAACAAUAGGAAACAGAAAGUAAACGGCGUCAUGACCAAAGUGCGGCACGUGCCACGGUUGGGGAAAGCCGCCCAUAAGCUGCUGACGCACAUAGAGCACACGUCGCGGCGACUGUCUGGGACGCAGGUAGCGCGUCGAAUCAUGCGGUUUGAGACGAACGCGCUGCGAGUGCGGUACGGCGUCCCCAUAUUCGUAACCUUCUCGCCCGACGAAGGUCACAAUCUGCUCAUGGUGAGAUUCUCGCGCACUCGACGGCAGGACCCCGUGCACAAGGCAGCUGAUGAUGAAGCGCACUCGCGGCUGGCGGGGGGUCGGGGCUGGCCGCGCGUAGCCCCCGACAUGGAUGGGCUGCGCAUGGACCUGCCGAUGGCCACGGGGGAGGCAGGAGUGCCGCCAUGGAACGAGCGCAGACGAAUUCUUGCGAGAGAUCCCAUGGCCAGCGUGGACGGCUUCCGUAUCCUGGUGGAC